ACAACCUGUUAGAUCACAUACAUUUCAUUGUUGCUUAUUUGGAGAAUUUGAAAAAUUAUAUAAAAAAAGAUUAUGUAAUUUGUGUGCGUAAGAGUGAGAUGUAACACAGACCUAAGUCUCGCGCUUAUGAAUCAGGCGAGGUAGUGCAUGAGAGGGUCUGAUAGAUAGGGAGUAGUCGAUUUGUUUGGUUUAGAACAGGGCCCACGGUCACAUGAAAAAUGAAUGUUCAUUUGCUUUGGAACUCAAAGAGGCUCGUUAUAACAUUAGACUCCGCCUGCUUCAAGUUCAAUAAUCCUCUUAUCUUUUGGGGGUGGGGUGUUGAGCUGCACAGCAAGAGGAAGCCACACUGGACAAACUUUUCCUUAAAAACAAGUCCGAUUUCUUUAGUUGCUGCAGAGUUGCUGGACCACAGGAGUCCCUGUUUGAAGAUACGUGCCAGAGAGCAUUGUCUAAUCUCAGGAUGAGAACGUUAUCUAAACUUUUUCUUGUUGGAGCUCUUGGUGUGUUUCUUGCGGUCCAGUGGAAUGCACCCACCUUUGACCCAGAGUCUCUGAGAGGAGCCAGAGUGUUCGUGACUGGAGCCAGCACAGGCAUCGGGGAGCAGACUGCCUAUCACUAUGCCCGCCUCGGAGCCCAGUUGGUGAUCACAGCACGCAGGGAGCAUGUCCUACACAGGGUGUCAGAACGUUGCCAGGUGCUAGGGGCCCAGCAGGCCCGCUACCUGGUGUUGGAUAUGGCUGAACCCCAAGAUGCUGAGCGAGCCGUGGGGUUGGCUGCAGACCUCCUGGGGGGACUGGAUGUGGUGGUGCUCAACCACAUCGGCUCCAGCCCCUUCAGCAUGUGGGACGGAGACAUACAGCACCUGCGCUGGUUGAUGCAGGUGAACUUCCUGAGCUACGUGCAGAUGGCGAAGGCAGCUCUGCCACUGCUGGAGCCCAGCGGAGGGUCUCUGGUCGUCGUGUCGUCUCUGCUGGCUAAGAUGUCCUCUCCGUUCGUGGCGCCCUACUCCUCCACCAAGUUCGCCCUGAACGGGUUCUUUGGGACUCUGCAGCAGGAGCUGGCAAUGAAGAACAGCAACGUGUCCAUCUCCAUCGCCACCCUGGGCCUCAUCGACACCGACAAUGCCAUGGAGAAAGUCAGGGACAUGGUCACCAUCCCAGCUUACCCAGCCAGUGAGGCAGCACUGGCCCUGCUGAGGGUGGGGGCCAGCCGGCAGGCAGAGACCUACUACCCCCAGUACCUCCACCUCCUGGCCCUGGUGAGAGACUGGGCACCCUCUGUGAGAGACUGGGUCAUGAGGAGCUCCUACAACUACACUCCCUGAGGACACACACAAUGUCAUCUAAGGGUUUUAAGGCUGUUGCAUGUCCUAUAAAUCCACAUGUUAGCUGAGAUGGCUGUUUCAUCCACGUUCUGUAUUAAAUAUGGUGUUACGGGCCUUGUUCCUACA
Hypomesus transpacificus is the source of this 1450-nucleotide messenger RNA. Its product is annotated as hydroxysteroid 11-beta-dehydrogenase 1-like protein. Gene Ontology annotation, molecular function: oxidoreductase activity. The record is from RefSeq and is a predicted model, not a curated record. Gene Ontology annotation, cellular component: intracellular membrane-bounded organelle. The transcript has 6 exons. Lineage: Eukaryota; Metazoa; Chordata; Actinopteri; Osmeriformes; Osmeridae. The coding region runs from base 461 to 1324 and encodes 287 amino acids.